CUUUCAAACAACACUAUCGUUUUCUUUCUUUUUAAGAUUGUGAUGGCGGGACAGAUGAUUCGAAUGGUUUCCCUCAACUUCAUUCAGAUAUUGUACAUCACUAUUGUGCUAAUGAACGUACAAAUCCAAAUUUUCGAAUUCAGUGGGCUACACAUUCACGUAAGUAACACAUUUAAGAAAAAUUUUUAUUGGGAAUUGUGUGGCUCUAUAUAAAGGUUCGUUUAUUCAUUUAUUCAUUUAUUCUUUUUUUCAUUUAUUUAUUUAUUUAUUUAUUCAUUUAUUCAUUUAUUCAUUUAUUCAUUCAAUUACUCAUUUACAUUUACUCAUUCACUCAUUCACUCAUUUACUUAUUUAUUCAUUUAUUCAUUCAUUCAUUCAUUCAUUUAUUCAUUCAUUCAUUCAUUCAUUUAUUCAUUCAUUCAUUCAUUAAAAAAUUCAAUAGUCUGUUUCACGUAUUUAUUAUAUUUUCACGUAUCGAUUAUAUUUUCACGUAUCGAUUAUAUUUUCACGUAUCGAUUGGUUGUAGUUACAAUGGCAAUUUCUCGAUAAAUUGUAAAUUUGUCCGCGCGCAAGGUUAUUUUUGGUGUUGGAGUUUUUAGCUUUAGUAUUUAUAAAUAUAAUGAUAUUUUUUAUUGCAGGCGAUCUUUCCAGACUACAAUCGUAUCAAAUUGUGAUGGUGUUUAACAAAACAUUCAUUUGUUUUAGAUGCUCCAGGAAUGUCACUGAAUUUGUGUUUGGGCAAGAACAAGGGCUGGACUUUCAUACAGACUAUUCAGUAUUGGUGACACCAAUGCCAACAAAACCAGGAGAAUUUAACAGUACAUUCAUAGGAAGAUGUCCGCCUUUGCCACUCCACUCAAUGGCUCCUUCAACGUUGCCUUCCUUGCCACCAUCUACUUCUUCGACGACCAAAACUUCCACAAUCACCAUAUGGCAAAUUAUUUUCAUAUUAGCUGGUGUCUGCUUAUCGACGGUUGUGCUGGUAACCAUGGCAAUGUGUUAUAGAAGGAGAAACGCCCCUUAUAAAGACAUGUCUUUUAAGAGCAAUAAAACUCAGACAGGAAUCAGCGUUUAUAUUUCCCAUUGCGCAUCUGACAACAAAGAAGAGGAGAAAAUUCUUCAACUGGCUAGCUUAAUAUCAUCGUAUGGUGUAUCUGUGUGUAUUGAUUUGUGCAGUCACGUUGAAAUCAACCAAAUGGGUGGUUUACCGCACUGGGUGCCAGAUAAAAUGGCUAAUGUAAAAAAGAUUCUUCUCAUUCUAUCGCCGUGUUAUAUACAGGCUGUUACAUCACAUGACCUCGUGCAAGAAGCUCAUCCUGAAAACGUUUGUAGAGUUAGAAGUGAAUUCAAUUACAUUAAAACGUUCCUCUAUCAUGCGUGUCAAACAGUACCAGAUGUUGUCAUCUUGCUUGACAAUGUAAAUAAAAAUGACGUCCCUACUGUGUGUAAAGGGAGAGGGUGUUGUAGUUUUCCAAGUAGUAUAAAUGAAAAUGACAGCGAUUGUAAACGACUGAUUGGUCUGUUGUUGGAAAUUGAACCGAUUCAAAUAGUUACUACACCCACCUAACAAAGAGUCAGGAUUUCGCGGUUGUGGUAUAACAUGCAAUAAGAAGUGAUAAGAAAAAUAUUGAUUAUCUCUCCUUUGGAACACACUAUUGGCAACAACCGUUUACAAAUUGUGAGCUAUAACCGAAGUGCGCAGCAAAUACUGCUUAAAUAAUGUUGGCUGGUCCGACGCAGAAGUAUAUGCCAUAACUUCAAGUUUUUUAGAAACAAACAAAUGACAUAGACAAGCCUAGCUAUUUUAUUAAUUGUCCAUUUGUUGAGCCUGCCUUUUAUUUUAACAUUCUUUGCGGUAGCUCCCAGCGGUUAGUGUUUGAGCAUGCGCAUUACAUUCUUUUUAUCAGCUGUAACUCUUGCAUUCUGGCAGCUUUCCAAGUUGAAACGACCAAUUCCAAGCGGAUGGAUUUGUUUUUUAACAACCAAAAUUCAGGAAAUACUACCAUUUUUAUUGCAAUGAGAAUAUCGAGCGUGAAGUCUAAACAACGGGAACUACAAUCAUGAAUGCCUAAUGGAAAGUGAAAAGAGAACCGCAAACUUGUUCUUGAGGAGUUGAUGUAGAAUUAAAUUUGCAUUAUAUACAUUUUUAUACAUAAGAACUUCUUCCUUUUGUUUUAAAAAAGUAAUUCUUCUCUCUUUGAGUUGAUUUGAGGCUGUACAUGCUCAUUUUUUACACUUUUUCAAUGUUAAAUGUUCUUAUAACGUAAUCUUCCAAAAAAUACGAUAAUAAACGUUUUAAUUUACCGAAGAUGAAUUUAUUAGGACUGGAAGUAAUAGAUACUGUAGAAGCUCUUAUAAAAAUAUUAUAUAUAUAUCAUACUUGUAUUUUUAUUAUAUAUUUUCAUGCUAUAUUUAUUCAUAUUGUAUACAAAAAAAAUGUAUUGACAAAUUUGCUGUAUAUUACAUUUAUAAUGGCGCUGUCUUUUCCGCGUUCUUAUAAUCUUUCUGGUAUGUGUGCGUUAGUCAACCACCCUGUACCUACCUAGCUUUUGGUCUAUCUUGACCAAACAU
Hydractinia symbiolongicarpus is the source of this 2571-nucleotide messenger RNA. RefSeq lists its product as uncharacterized. The transcript has 6 exons. Bases 620 to 1567 code for a protein of 315 amino acids. Lineage: Eukaryota; Metazoa; Cnidaria; Hydrozoa; Anthoathecata; Hydractiniidae. The record is from RefSeq and is a predicted model, not a curated record.